AUGGAUUCCCCGGCCCUCCUUAAGCAGCUGGCAAGUGAUGGUGCUGCCGUGAUGAGGGUUUUGGGAAUGGCCCAAGUGCUGGCUAAGGGUGGUUCGGGUUCUGCCGAGGCUCUGAAGAAGGCGGAGUCGGCCAGGAAGCAGGCCGAGGAUAAGGUGAAAUCCAUGGAGGCCGACCGUGAGAAGUUGAAAAAGAAAAUUGAUGCGGCUCUGAAGCAGAAAGAUGGGGAGAUCGCGGCGGAGAAGAAGAAGCUUGCUGACCUUCAACUGGAAUGGGCACCCUCGGCUGACGAGUUCCCGGAUGUGGCUGCGUUGAAGUCCAGGGUCGAGCUCGUCGAAAAGAUAGAUGGGCUGAAGAUGAGCCUUGCCGAGAUGGCUGAAGCUGGGUUCGACCGUGCAGUUCGUCAGCUGAAGUUUCUGAACCCUGGUUUGAAGGAGGAUAACAUUGGGCUUUCUUCGAAGAUCGUGGACGGGGUUUUGGUGCCCGAAUCUCCCGACGGCGACGAAUAG
This is a messenger RNA of Vicia villosa (hairy vetch), 507 nucleotides long. RefSeq lists its product as uncharacterized. The transcript has a single exon. Lineage: Eukaryota; Viridiplantae; Streptophyta; Magnoliopsida; Fabales; Fabaceae. The coding region runs from base 1 to 507 and encodes 168 amino acids. The record is from RefSeq and is a predicted model, not a curated record.